AGCGCCCGGCGCUCAUCCGAUCCGCGCGGCCGCGCCGGCUGUGUCAAGUUACAGAGGCGCCGGAAUCGGCCCCAGCACGGCUCACUGCGGCCACGACCCACUUCUGCCCAUGGGGCCCUGUAUGCGCGCCCCUUCGCCUGGGGACUGACACCCGCUCGCCCCAGAGACUCGAGACACCUAGUAGGACCCCGAGCGUCGCACCAGUCCGAAGAUUCUGCAGAGGCGAAAGGGGAAAGAGCGGGGAAACGGGGGCCAGAUUCACCCAACCUGAAACAUUCUUCGAAGUAACUUUUUCCUAUUUUGGCGUACCCCAGUUGCGCCUCGGGUGGCUCUCGGCUGUCCCCCACUCCGACUGCUCAUUUUCUGUCCUUUUUGGAGAGUAAAGGAAAGGGAAGUCCUUCAGCCACGCUACCCCCUUUCCCCCUGCCUCGCAGUUUGGAUUGCGCUUCUUGGAUUUCAUUUUUAUUUAUUCUAUUUAUUUAUUUAUUGGUUCUUAAGACGCGAGGGGAUGGUGGCGGAGCGCGCCCGCAAAGGGUCAGCCACCGGCACUCGCGGCCCUGGGGAGCUGGGCGCGCCCGGGACCGGGACCGGGACGGUGGCGUUGGCGGAGCAGUGCGCGAGGCUACCGAGCCCCGGGUGCUGCGGACUGCUGGCGCUGGCUCUGUGUUCGCUGGCGCUCAGUCUGCUCGCCCACUUUCGGACCGCGGAGUUGCAGGCCCGGGUGCUGCGCCUGGAAGCGGAGCGCGGGGAACAGCAAAUGGAGAAAGCUAUUUUGGGACGAGUCAACCAACUGCUGGACGAGAAAUGGAAGUUCUACUCACGCAGACGCCGGGAGGCUCCGAAGAUGUCUCCGGGAUGUAACUGCCCACCAGGACCUCCUGGCCCCACUGGAAGACCUGGACUCCCUGGAGACAAGGGUGCCAUUGGGAUGCCUGGACGUGUGGGUGUCAAAGGUCAACCAGGCGAGAAGGGUGCUCCUGGAGAUGCGGGAAUGUCCAUCAUCGGGCCUCGAGGCCCCCCUGGCCAGCCAGGCACUCGAGGCUUCCCUGGAUUUCCGGGUCCCAUUGGUCUUGACGGCAAGCCGGGCCGCCCGGGACCUAAAGGGGAGACGGGCCUGGUGGGUCCCCGAGGACAACCGGGCCCUCAGGGACAAAAGGGAGAAAAGGGUCAGUGUGGCGAGUACCCACACCGGGAGUACCCAAUCGGCGUUCUAGCAGCUCUGCGCGCCAACCCGAUAAUUUCCCUAAAGCUGUUGCCUCUCCUCAAUUCUGUGAGGCUGGCUCCACCCCCAGUCAUUAAAAGGCGGACCUUUCAGGGGGAACAAGGCCAGGCUGGCAUCCAAGGGCCUCCAGGGCCACCGGGCCCCCCAGGACCAAGUGGCCCUCUGGGACACCCAGGACUGCCAGGGCCUAUAGGGCCCCCUGGCUUACCUGGGCCUCCUGGACCAAAGGGAGACCCAGGGAUCCAGGGCUACCAUGGCCGCAAGGGAGAGCGAGGCAUGCCGGGGAUGCCGGGCAAGCAUGGCGCCAAGGGGACUCCUGGGAUUGCCGUGGCUGGGAUGAAGGGCGAGCCAGGGACUCCAGGAGCCAAGGGUGAGAAGGGAGCUACAGGCUCUCCUGGGCUCUCUGGCCUCUUGGGGCAGAAGGGAGAAAAGGGUGAUGCAGGCAAUGCCAUUGGAGGAGGCAGGGGGGAGCCUGGCCCCCCAGGGCUCCCUGGGCCCCCUGGGCCAAAGGGAGAAGCUGGUGUCGAUGGCCAGGCUGGGCCCCCAGGACAGCAAGGAGACAAGGGGCAGCCAGGAGCCGCUGGGGAACAGGGACCAGCUGGCCCCAAGGGCUCUAAGGGUGAACCCGGCAAGGGAGAGAUGGUGGAUUACAAUGGAAACAUCAACGAGGCACUUCAGGAGAUCAGGACACUGGCCUUGAUGGGUCCUCCUGGUCUUCCUGGACAAACAGGCCCACCUGGACCUCCAGGGAGCCCAGGUCAAAGGGGGGAGAUUGGACUGCCAGGCCCUCCAGGACACGAUGGGGACAAGGGACCUCGAGGAAAACCCGGAGACAUUGGGCCCGCUGGCCCCCAAGGGCCCCCAGGAAAGGAUGGGCCUCCGGGGAUGAAGGGAGAGGCUGGACCCCCAGGGAGCCCCGGGGAGAAAGGGGAGACAGGACCAGCAGGCCCCCAGGGUCUAGACGGCCCAACUGGGGAGAAAGGAGAGCCAGGUGACGAAGGGAAGCCCGGAGCAACAGGAUUACCUGGGCCCAUCGGGCUCCCGGGAUUCACAGGAGAAAAAGGAGAAGCUGGAGAGAAAGGGGACCCAGGAGCGGAGGUUCCUGGGCCACCAGGGCCAGAGGGGCCUCCAGGACCUCCGGGCCUCCAAGGUGUUCCUGGACCAAAGGGAGAAGCAGGCCUAGAUGGCUCCAAAGGAGAGAAGGGUUCCCAGGGAGAAAAAGGAGACCGGGGGCCUCUGGGAUUGCCUGGUACUCCAGGACCAAUCGGAGUUCCAGGCCCAGCCGGACCAAAAGGCGAGAGGGGCAGCAAAGGAGACCCAGGGAUGACAGGACCAAUGGGAGCAUCAGGGCUUCCUGGUUUACACGGACCACCCGGGGACAAAGGAAACCGGGGGGAGAGGGGGAAGAAAGGCUCUAGAGGGCCUAAAGGGGAUAAAGGGGACCAAGGAGCACCUGGACUAGACGCACCCUGCCCGCUGGGAGAAGAUGGCUUACCAGUCCAAGGCUGCUGGAACAAGUGACGCCUCUAACCUUGGAUUGGCCUGUGUGUGUUUGUACAUAGGAUAUUUAUUUUUAUACAGUUUUCACUUUUUGAAAAUGCCCAAAGUAUGGUGCAUCUUGCAGAUCAUUAAAAAAGAGAAAAGAGGAAAGCCUGCAUAUUUUGUACAGAAAAUAACCCCUUUCCCUUUUGUUUACAAGACAUUUUUGUAUAAAUCUGUUUCUAAUACACUGUCUGUGAGUCUGCUCUUAAUGUUGCAUGAUAUUUGUGCACACUUAUUAAACAUCACAACUUAGUAAA
This is a messenger RNA of Mesocricetus auratus (golden hamster), 3021 nucleotides long. It is a transcript of the gene Col13a1, whose product is annotated as collagen type XIII alpha 1 chain. Bases 509 to 2743 code for a protein of 744 amino acids. The record is from RefSeq and is a predicted model, not a curated record. Lineage: Eukaryota; Metazoa; Chordata; Mammalia; Rodentia; Cricetidae. The transcript has 41 exons.